UUGCUAGACCACGUGGUUCAAGGAGAAUCAUUCAGGAGGAAGUCCUCUGUUUGGAAGAAGGGGGAUGGAUAGCUUCUUCAGCUAGCUUGGAUUUUUAAUUGCAUACAAUUUAAUCUAAUAAGCAUUUUCAAAAAAUAUGAACAGCGUAGGAGAAGGAUGCACUGAUCUUAAACGUGAAUAUGACCAGUGUUUUAAUCGCUGGUUUGCAGAAAAGUUUUUGAAAGGCGAUCGGAGUAGUGAUCCAUGUACCGAGAUGUUCAAGAAAUAUCAGUCGUGCGUUCAGAAAGCCAUCAAAGAAAAGGACAUCCCAAUUGAUGGCGUAGAAUUCAUGGAACAGGAGAAAGAGAAGCCUGAUAGCUGAAAAAAAUACCCCCGAACUGCUUCCAUUCUCCUGGAUAGCCCUCUGACAUCCCAGAAGGACUUCGAAAGUCAACCGAGACCCAUCAGUGGAGUCGGGAAGAGGGCCACACAUGUCGCACCAGGCGGACACUCGGGAGUAUGACAUGAUAUGCCCUUGUGGCACUAUGAAGUAAACAGUACUGUGACAACACCGCCGGCAACCGCACAGAAAGGACAAAAAGCCUCACACUUCAGAGUUGGAUUUCCCUGAGUUACGCCCCUGCGCGUGCAUGAUUUCUUUGCAGUCGAAGGACACCAGUCCAGUUUGUCUUGCGGCUGGCCUAAGUUAAAAUAAUUACACUGUAUUUGCAACUUGGAAAAAACACUGCAGCAGUCAAUGUCAUCUGUAUGGAGACGGGGUAGAAAUCUCAUUUAACUGCGGACAACCCUCACCUACAUGAACAUCCUUGCCGUUGUGCAUACUACUUUUUCAUUUUAACUGGUAACUCUUGAGAUAUAUCACAAAAGUGCUACGUAUUUUUGUUGUUUAUCGCAUUUGUUUAUGCAAAUAUGGAUAUGUUUUACUGUUGAUGUUUUACACUGAAGAAUAAUGUGCAUGGUUUCUGCUGCGAAACACAAUAAAAUGUGUGCUAGUAUUGCCCAA
Molecule: messenger RNA, 1003 nt
Organism: Engraulis encrasicolus (European anchovy)
Lineage: Eukaryota; Metazoa; Chordata; Actinopteri; Clupeiformes; Engraulidae
Gene: triap1
Product: TP53 regulated inhibitor of apoptosis 1
Exons: 2
Coding region: 137-361 (74 amino acids)
Biological process (GO): phospholipid translocation
Cellular component (GO): mitochondrial intermembrane space; cytosol; nucleus
Molecular function (GO): phosphatidic acid transfer activity
Source: RefSeq, a predicted model, not a curated record